This is a messenger RNA of Capsicum annuum, 363 nucleotides long. Lineage: Eukaryota; Viridiplantae; Streptophyta; Magnoliopsida; Solanales; Solanaceae. The record is from the annotation of a RefSeq genome assembly.
AUGUUUCUGCUUUACGAAUAUGAUUUUUUUUGGGCAUUUCUAAUAAUAUCCAUCCUUGUUCCUAUUUUGGCAUUUUUCAUUUCCGGAGUGUUAGCCCCGAUUAGCAAAGGGCCGGAGAAACUUUCUACUUAUGAGUCGGGUAUAGAACCAAUGGGUGAUGCUUGGUUACAAUUUCGAAUCCGUUAUUAUAUGUUUGCUCUAGUUUUUGUUGUUUUUGAUGUUGAAACGGUUUUUCUUUAUCCAUGGGCAAUGAGUUUCGACGUAUUGGGUGUAUCUGUAUUUAUAGAAGCUUUGAUUUUCGUGCUUAUCUUAAUUAUUGGUUUAGUUUAUGCAUGGCGAAAGGGGGCAUUGGAAUGGUCUUAG